AUGACCGACCGCAAUGAGAACCUGCUAUUGAAAUCAACAACGGAUCGAUCGAACACGGUGCAGCAAGCGCCGUACAAAACUGCCUGCAACUGGAACAACAACAACGACAUUCGCACAGGCAACGGCACGACGAAUGUGAUCAGAAGAGAUUCGAAUUAUUAUCCACCAUCGAGCAAUCAUCAGAGAGACAGGACGAAUUCGAACUACCACCUGCCAAGGAAGGCGCCGAUCGUUGGCUGGCAAAAUGGCAGCCCGACGGUGUUCCCAAGCACCCCGUGUGGGACACCAGACCCGGAAAUGCUCGACGCGAUUAAUUUCUCGCGUUCGUACAGCGUCGCCUCGUCCACCAAGUGUUCGGAGAUCGGCGCGGCUUCCUCCGGGAACACGGAGGACCUCAGCAGCUUGGCGGACGAGAGGCUGUUGCAGUCGACGCCGGCCCACACCAUCGAUCGAAGCCUGGAGUCACUGUCACCGGACAGAGACACCUUCUUGACUACGUCGCCCGAGUUCGGCAGAAGCAAGGACCUAAGUCUGCCGGACGAUAUAGAGGACAAGCUCGACCUGCUGAGCCCCGGCACCGAUUGCACGGAGGACAGAAUACCGCCUACGCCUGUUUGCAACAGUUACCUGACCUCGCCGAAUCUCACGGUAGGGCCCAACCCUACCGGUAGAACCGAGUUGAUAAUAACCGUCCCGUUGUCCGCCGAGCUGCGACCGUUCGGGAGAAACGGGGAACCUAAGAAUUGCAAGUACUCGGAGUCGCGACCGAUAAUCACCGCUAAUCCUGGCUACAGGGACGACGACACGAAGGACUCGAUCGACUCGGACAGCGCGUCGGACGACGAGUUAACUAGUAGCACAGAGAAGGGAAAACGGAAACCGAAAGUGCCAGAUGGCGGAUGGGGCUGGGUGGUUGUAUUGGCUUCCUUGGUCAUUUCCAUGAUAGCCGACGGGGUGUCCUUCAGUUUCGGUCUUUUGUACAUCGAGUUCCUCCACGAGUUCGGCGCGUCCAAGUCGAAAACAGCUUGGAUCGGCUCCCUGUUCAUGGCCGUGCCGCUUCUCUCCGGCCCCAUCAUGUCAGCGUUGGUGGACCGUUACGGAUGCCGAAGCAUGACCAUCGUUGGCGGCCUGAUCUCCGGGACGGGGUUCGUGUUGAGCUCGUUCGGCAACUCCAUCGAGGUAAUGUAUUUGACUUUCGGAGUCAUCGCUGGUCUCGGUCUGGGUCUCUGCUACGUCACUGCGGUCGUGAGCAUCGCGUACUGGUUCGACAAGAAGCGGAACCUGGCCGUGGGCUUGGGCGCCUGCGGCACCGGGAUCGGCACGUUCGUGUACGCGCCGAUGACCACGUACUUCAUCGAGGAAUACGGCUGGAGAGGCACUUGCCUGCUCCUGGCGGGCACCUUCUUCAACAUGAUCGUUUGCGGCACGGUUAUGCGCGAUCCUGAAUGGUGGAUCAUAGAGCAGGAGAAGCAGAACGGCGCGACACCGAGGAAGUCGACGACCAAGUCCGAGUGCGACAGGUCCAGCGUCAGCCCUGUCGACGAAUUCCCUGGGAUCGACGAAUUGAGAAGGAUGCUGAAGAGCGGGCACACACCGGAGUAUCUGUUGCAGAUCCUCAGCACCACCACGGAGGACCCGCAGGCGGCCAACGGGGACGUCAAGUUCAGGAGCGUGGUUAAUCUACCUACUUUUGUCAAACACAAUGAAAAGGUGCCUGUGGAAGUAUUAGAAUCGCUCUCGAGUAACCCGAGGUUGUACAAGGUCAUUUUGGAGAACUAUCCCAAUCUUUUAUCAUGCAGAAGUUGUUCGGAUAAAAUGUUACAAGAUUCCACUGCAGAAGUCGGCAACAAGAGCGUCGUCACAAUGUCAAUGAGGAUCAAACAAGCACCUGACGAACCGAAACACGACAAUCCCCAUGCAACGAAUAAUAUUCAUUCGGGAUCCGCGUGCAACACUGUCAAAAAUCACAUAGCUAAAAAGUUAUCGAAAAAGGACUCGGAAGAAGUUAAUCCCCUAUUGGCGAAAGAACUUGAGCACACAAUGAACGAAGGAAGAAAAUCAAAAUCAGUUUCCAAGCAACGUAUCGGAGAACUUAAUUGCAGAGUGGUCAGAACGGAUUCUCUGCCGUGGUUAAGAAGACAGUUUAACACGAAUACUCACUACUUCAAAGAUAUCAGAGUUCACAGGAAUUCGGUCAUGUAUCGCGGUGCUGCCCUUAAUUUACACAAAUACAGAUUAAGGGCCAGUAGUUGUCCCGACAUUUAUAGGAAUAGCAUGACUACCUUGGCGAAAGAAAACGAAGAGGUA
Heterotrigona itama is the source of this 2307-nucleotide messenger RNA. NCBI's taxonomy places the organism in Eukaryota, Metazoa, Arthropoda, Insecta, Hymenoptera, Apidae. The record is from the annotation of a GenBank genome assembly.